Thelazia callipaeda (thelaziosis nematode) is the source of this 633-nucleotide messenger RNA. The record is from the annotation of a GenBank genome assembly. NCBI's taxonomy places the organism in Eukaryota, Metazoa, Nematoda, Chromadorea, Rhabditida, Thelaziidae.
AUGAGUUAUAAGCUGACAUAUUUCCCUAUUCGAGGUUUGGCUGAACCAAUUCGUUUGUUAUUUGUUGAUCAAGACAUUGAAUUCACCGAUAAUCGUAUUGAUAAAAAUGAUUGGCCGGCGUUGAAAUCUCAGUUUCAUUUCGGACAAUUACCAUGUCUGCAUGAAGAUGGUGAUCAAAUUGUCCAAUCUGGUGCGAUUAUGAGACAUCUUGCUCGCAAACAUGGUUUGAAUGGUAGAAAUGAAUCGGAAACAACAUACGCCGAUAUGUUUCUUGAAGGCAUCCGAGAUCUUCAUAAAAAAUACACUAAUAUGAUCUACCUAGCUUAUGUAAAUGAAACUGAAAAAGAUCAGUAUAUUAGAGAUGUGAUUCCUGCAGAAAUGGCGAAGUUUGAUAAACUGCUUGCAGUUCGAGGUGAUGGACAAAAUUUCAUAUUAGGAGAUAAGAUUUCAUACGCAGACUACGCUUUCUUUGAAGAGCUUGACGUUCAUUUAAUUCUUGAUCCGCAUUGUUUAGACAAAUUUCCACUUUUAAAGGCAUAUCAUGCACGGAUGGCAAACAGACCAAAACUUAAGGCUUAUUGCGAAAAACGUAAUGCAGCUGGAGUACCAGUGAAUGGUAACAAUAAACAGUGA